AUGGAGUGGAUAAUUCUUUUGGUAAUUCUUCUGGUAGUCUUGAUCUCUGUUGUACUUAUAUCAUUAGCAUGGAAAGUAUGUCGUAGAGUGAGCGAGAAUAAAGAACAUAAUCAGGUGUCUCUAAAUUUUCCGCUACCUCCACCUACAGGAGGAUCUGAUAUCAUCAUGGACGAUACACAGUACGAUGCACCAGUGCGCGUAUUUAGAGAACAUGAGAAUGAAUAUAAAAGUAAUGAAGAUUAUGGAGUUGAAAAGAGUGAGGAUUACGUAGCUAAUGCACCUUCUACAACGAGUAAAACCAAACAGCUUACGGAUGAUCAUGGAGUGAAAGAGAAAAAUUGUGCAGUGUGUGGAUUUCCUGCCAUAGCGCACAACUCACUAGUUGCACACUACAAGCAGGCACAUUCUCCAGAUAAGCCAGUUGAAUUCCAAAGAAAAAUGCAUGACGAAGUUCGGUUACGGGACAUUAUUGCAAAUUCCAUUGUUGUUCCAGUGUAUGAAGAAGAGGAAAUUUACGAGCAAGAACAACAACAGGGCGCCCAGACAAACCUCCAACAUCGUGAGCUGAACGUGAAGCAAAUGGAUUCACGUUCAAGAGAGCCGGAAGCUGUACCGGUUGCAGUUACGGAAGAUCAGCAACCUUUGGAAGUUAUUGACGUCUCACAGGGGGAAGAAACCUUGCAAUUAUCUGUUGUUAACGAUUCGAGCAAUUCUGUUGGUAUGCCUUUGUUGGAACAAGAUAUCUCUAUGGGAAAUGGUAUGAUGGACGGUCUAGAAAUGUUUGUACAAGGAGACGGAAGGUAUCAAAAGGUUGGCAUGUAUCAAAACGGUGAAGAUGGGCUGGAUAUUGAAGUUGUCGAAGAUCAGGAAAUUCUGGAUGAGCAACAUAUGUCGAGAGGCACACAAAUGGUCCAUAUCGAUGAAAAUGGUGCCACUUACGAAAUUUAUGACGGAGAAGAAGGAGGGACACUAUUAAUUGAGGGUGCACCUUAUGAUUUUCAAAAUAUCCAGGAUGAUAAUGUUUAUAUUGAAGAAGCUGUAGCAUCCACUUCGAAAUCCGCCAGUGAUGUUCGUAUGCGCUUAGCGAAACAGCGUCACAUCGAUUUUGUUGUCAAUAAGGUCGCUCGAAGAAGUAACGGUCGAUUAAAGAGGCCACUAACCAUUUAUGAAUGUGAAGAUUGUGGAAAGAUCAUUCGUUAUCCUUCGAAAAUCGAAGAGCAUCGACGUUCUCACACCGGCGCAAAACCGCACCAGUGCCCACACUGCGGUCAACGAUUUUCACAAAAAGGCGGCCUUACUUGUCACAUACGGCUUCAUACGGGUGAGCGACCCUAUACUUGUACAUGGGACUGCGGCAAAUCUUUCCACUCUAACUCAGCAUUAAAAAUGCAUGAAAGAACUCACAAUGGUGAACGAAACCAUUCUUGUGGCAUAUGCGGAAAGUUGUUUUCUAAACGUUCGCAUUGUCAACGACAUGAAAUGAGCGUCCACCCACGCGAAGCCGCUCGUCGUGCUGCGCAUUUCGGGCUGGCUGCUGCCGGUGCCGAUGAGGCUAGGUUGCGGGACGUAGUACAUGGAGUGAUUGAGGAAGUACGCAUAGAAAGAUCUCUGAAAAACGAGUUGAAGGACUAA
Necator americanus (New World hookworm) is the source of this 1632-nucleotide messenger RNA. RefSeq lists its product as uncharacterized. Lineage: Eukaryota; Metazoa; Nematoda; Chromadorea; Rhabditida; Ancylostomatidae. Gene Ontology annotation, biological process: regulation of transcription by RNA polymerase II. The coding region runs from base 1 to 1632 and encodes 543 amino acids. The transcript has 14 exons. Gene Ontology annotation, molecular function: RNA polymerase II cis-regulatory region sequence-specific DNA binding; DNA-binding transcription factor activity, RNA polymerase II-specific. Gene Ontology annotation, cellular component: nucleus. The record is from RefSeq and is a predicted model, not a curated record.